Molecule: messenger RNA, 1016 nt
Organism: Mastomys coucha (southern multimammate mouse)
Lineage: Eukaryota; Metazoa; Chordata; Mammalia; Rodentia; Muridae
Product: PRAME family member 20-like
Exons: 4
Cellular component (GO): cytoplasm
Source: RefSeq, a predicted model, not a curated record
ACCUCUCCCUGGACUCUGUCGGCUUCCUCAAAGACCAGAUGGACCAGGUGUUCAGGUGAGGGAGGAUGGAUCUUUACCCCUGAAGAACCACCAUGAUGAACAACAAGCCCUUACUCACACUUCAAGAACUGGCAGUACAGAACCUUCUGAGGAAUGAGGUCUUGGCCAUCACCUCUUUGACGGACAUACCCAGACCACUCUUACCACAGCUGUUAAAGCAAGCCUAUGAUGGUAAUCAUUUUAAGGUCCUGAGGACAAUCGUGUCUUCCUGGCCUUUCCCCCGCCUCCCGCUUGGAGUUCUGAAGAAGAGGACACCCUACUUGGAGACCCAAUUACAAAUUGUCUUAGAGGAGAUUGAUAAGCUGCUUAUCCAGGAGGAUCACCCCAGGAAACACAGACUAGAAGUGCUGGAUUUACGGUCUGUGGGACAAAACUAUUGGAGUGUGUGGUCUGGGUCCGUCGAUGACUGGUUACCCAAAACCACUCAGGCAGAUCCUUGCUGUUCUAAGACACUAAUGACACAUCCCUUAAAAGUAGCAGUGAACUUGCAUCUCAAGAAUAGAGGCCAGAAUAGGCUAUUCUCCUACCUCGUCCAGUGGGCUGAUAGGAUGAAAGGGUUGUUACGGCUAUACUGUAAUGAGCUUCAGAUCUGGUCACCAGCCCAUCAAAACUACAGGAAGCUUUCACAAAAGGUGAACCUGGAGUGUGUCCAGACACUGGGCUUGCAUUCCUCCUGCAGUCCAUCCUUCUUGGUUAACUUGGCUCCUUACCUGCGCCAAAUGAGGAACCUGCGUAAACUUGUCCUCUCUGACAUCCGCAAAGAGAACAUCUCCCCAGAGAAGAGAAGGCGUAUCGUCACCAGGUUCACCUUGCAGAUCCGUAAGCUGGAGCGCCUCCAGAAGCUGCAUCUAGAUGCUGUCUCCUUCCUUGAGGGACACCUGGACCAGCUGCUUGGGUCCGUGAAGACCUCCUUGGAAGACCUGGAAGUGAUUCACUGUACUCUCUCAGAAUCAGAA